Aegilops tauschii subsp. strangulata is the source of this 2508-nucleotide messenger RNA. RefSeq lists its product as uncharacterized. NCBI's taxonomy places the organism in Eukaryota, Viridiplantae, Streptophyta, Magnoliopsida, Poales, Poaceae. The record is from RefSeq and is a predicted model, not a curated record.
CCAAAGCAAAGCCAAAACAAGAGUCUCUUCCUCUCGGGGACACGCCCGUCGAUCCCCGCCGCUCGCUUCCUCCCCACCUCCGCCAUGGCCGACGUCCCCGACGAAUCCGCCACCCAAACCCAGGCCCGCGGGUGCAGCCUGUAUCCCUUCUCGUUCCCUUCCCAGCCGCCGGACAUCAGGAACUGGUUCUCGAGUUACCAGUACGAGUCGCCGGAGGUGCCGGAGCUGGCUGUUGACCCUCCUGCCGUCGACAACGGCAGCGAGACCCAAGACCCGUUGGAGUUCCGGGUGGCUGGGCAUUCAUUUCUGAAGCAAGCCCCUCGGGAUGGCAGUACUGAUUUGAAGGGGGGCUGUUUUGGGAGCCAAGCUGAACCUGUUGAGGUUUCUGCCAGAGAAGAUAUCCUUCCGAUUUGUAGGAGCACGGUGGAAAAGGGCAUGAAAAGGAAGCAAAGCCUGCGGGGGCUGUUUGGGUCAGGUUUUCUGGACGACCAUGAAGAAGGUAUUCAAACUGAAAGUCAGGUUGUGUCGCCUGUGCAGAGAAGUGCAGUGGAUCCUCCGUGGAGCCGCAACUGGGUAGGCUUACAGAAUACAAAGCGCAGCCAUGAAGGCAUGGUGGAAUACAGCGAGCUGCCGACUGAUAGUGAGAGCACUUGUAUAGCUGAAACUCAAACUGAAAGUCGAGUGGUGUUGCCUGUGCUGAGAAGUGCAGUGGAUCCUCCAUGGGACUGCAACUGGAUAGGCUUAAGGAAUGGAAAGCGCAGCCAUGAAGGCAUAGUUGAAUACAGCGAGCUGGAUAGUGAGAGUACUUGUAUAGCUGAAACACAAGAAAACCCAGCAGGAGGUUUGGAGAUUGACCACAGAAAACUUCCAGUUAAUUGCCGUGGUACUAGUUUAGCUGGUAUUGAAGAAGGUUUCCUAGAAGAUGAAAUUGAACACUGCAACCUGCCAGUUGAUUCUUGCAGUAAAGGUCCAUCAGAUGCUGAGAAAACUAAGCAAAGUCUACGAGGGUUGUUUGGAGCAGGUUCUUUAGACAACCAUGAUGAAGCUCCUCAAACUGAAAGUCAGGCAGUGUCGCCUGUGCUGAGAAGUGCAGUGGAUCCUCAUUGGAACUGCAACUGGAUAGGCUUACAGAAUAGAAAGCGCAGCCAUGAAGGCGCAAUUGACGACAGCGAGUUGCGGACGGAUAGUGAGAGCACUUGUAUAGCUGAAACUCAAGUAAAUCCCCCAGGAGGUCAGCAGACCAACUACAGCAAACAGCCAGUUAAUUGUGGUGGUACUAGUUUAGCAGCAGAUACUAGCCUAGAAGAUGGCAUUGAACAUAGCAACCUGCCGGAUAAUUUUCCUAGUAAAGGCCUAGCGGGUAGUGAGAAGCCUAAGCGAAGUCUGCGAAAAUUGUUUGGAGCAGGUUUUCUCAAGGAUUGUGAUGAAGCUAAUGAAUCUGAAACUCGGGUGGUGUCGGCUGUACAGAGAAAUGCAGUGCAGCCUCUGUCAAAUUGCAAUGCUGCAGGCUUGCCUCACAUCGAACAUAUCCAUGAAGGCGCAGUCGGAUACAGUGAGCUACCGGCAGAUCACGAUGUCAUCAGUAUAGCUGAAACUCGAGAAAAUCCCCCAGCAGGUCAGGUGAUCGAACACAACAAACUGCCCGUUAACUGUGGUAGUAUGAGUUUAGCAGCAGAUACUGAAGAAGGUUUCCUAGAAGAUGGCAUUGAACACAGCAAACUACCAGUCAAUUCCCAUAGUAAAGUCAUAGCUGAUACUGAUGAAACUGGCAUCGAACACCGCACACUCACCGUUAGUUCUGGUGGUAUUGGUUCAGCUGUCACAGACGAAAGCUUUCCUGGAGAUGAAAUCAGCCGAAGCAAGCGUAAACUGGAGCAUAAGAAAACAGAAGAAACAGCUGCGGCGGAUGGUUUCGUUGCAAUCAGGACAAAGGUGAAGCCAGCUGAGGAUUGCAGGACAAACAAGAUUCCCAAGGUCUCAACAGGAAGAGAGAACACAACAUUGCAAGAGAACCGCUGCAUUUCGGGGACUACUCCUUUGGGCCAAGGUAGCACUAGAAGCCCCUUGUCAGAUAGGACCAAUAUUUCAGAAGUUGCAGGAGCUCCAUCACAGGAGAUCAGCGGCAAAUGGAAGCACCCUCGCAAAGGCAAGCCCUCCGUUGGCCCUCCGAUGAUACAGCUGCGGUUGGAACAAUGGGUGCGCCGAGUGUAACACUAUAACAUUGUUCAGUUUGGUAAGGAGAGUUUGUGUCAGGAUGAAGCUGGAAUGUUCACCUGACAAAUUAGGUGUCAUGUUCUGCUUUGGUUUUCCUGCCAAACCUGCAUUAGAAGUGCAUCUCCUUUGCAUCGACCAGAAGUUCCUUCGCAACUGCUGCUACAUCCAUCUAUCUGUUAUGGCGUCAUGGUAUGUGCAGCUGACUGAAUGUAGUAGAUAAAGUGCAGAACUUUACAUCGGGCGUUCAGUUGUGAUUGAACUAAUUUACGAAUUGGGAUCUGUUGAACAUGUCAA